AUGGCGGCUGUAGGAACGUUCGUGGGGAGUGGCCAAUCAGGAUCGCAGGAGGAGUUGUGGGCCGACGCAUGUGUGCUAGAAUUUCCAUUCCCGGCGUGUCUAGAUCACGGCAAGGUGCGGGUCGUCGAGCAUAAACGUACCAAAAAGCUCUAUGCUCUCAAAUACAUCGACAAAGCCCGUUGUCUUCGACAGAAGGCCGUUGCCAACAUCAUUCAAGAACGAAGGCUCCUUGAGGAGAUUGAUCACCCAUUUGUUGUAAAUUUGCGCUAUGCCUUUCAAGACGACGAGAACUGUUUCUUUGUACUAGACUUAAUGUUGGGCGGUGACUUGCGUUUUCAUCUCGAGCGCAAGGGUUACAUUCAAGAAGAGGUGCGGAUAAUUCAUCGUGACCUGAAACCCGACAACAUUCUCCUGGAUGCAAUGGGUCACGCCCAUAUCACAGACUUCAACGUUGCUAUCCACUAUUCUGAACGACGCCUGCAUACCAGUGUGGCUGGCAGCAUGGCCUAUAUGGCCCCCCAAGUUGUCAACAAGAAGGGUUAUUCAUGGCAGAUCGAUUGGUGGAGCCUUGGGAUUACCGCCUACGAACUGCUCUUCCACAAGCGACCGUUUGAUGGACGCAAUUCGGAGAAAAUGACCCAGUCCAUUAUGAAAGACCCGUUACAAUUCCCAGAAGAUGCGACAACGCGGUGUAGCGACCAUGGCAUUAUGGCAUUGAAAGGAUUUAUUGAUCGCGAUCCAGCAACACGCUUGGGCUGCCGACCCAAUGGGCAGGGAAUUGAAGACAUCCGGCAUCACCCUUGGUUUUUGGGCAUUGACUGGGAUGCCCUGGAAGGCAAAGAAUCACAGCCUCCAUUUGUUCCCGACAUGAAACAGGCCAACUUUGAUGUAACACACGAACUGGACGAGUUUUUGAUGGUCGAGAAGCCUUUGACUCAUUCAAAACGGAAAGCCAAUCCCGACCUCGAUAAGAUGAAGCCUGAACUACGGCAACUUGAGGAGCAAUUCACCGUAUAUGACUUUAGCAGCAUGAACCGCAUGUCCUACUACCCACACAACCAGCCCAUUGUUGCUAUCGGUACAGAAUCUGACAACACAGACCGGACGCUGGCGCAAUCAACCACAGGCACCAUUGUCCCGACAGCAACAAUCGUGGAACGGUCUCAAGCUGGCUCUCCCAUAUUUGAGAGCUGUGAUCAUCAUCCGAUACCUUCAAUGCCAAAUGGGACACAUGGUUACGUCGCGUCAUGA
Cyclocybe aegerita is the source of this 1251-nucleotide messenger RNA. Lineage: Eukaryota; Fungi; Basidiomycota; Agaricomycetes; Agaricales; Hemipholiotaceae. The record is from the annotation of a GenBank genome assembly.